Rana temporaria (common frog) is the source of this 2268-nucleotide messenger RNA. RefSeq names its product WD repeat, sterile alpha motif and U-box domain containing 1 (gene WDSUB1). The record is from RefSeq and is a predicted model, not a curated record. The transcript has 13 exons. NCBI's taxonomy places the organism in Eukaryota, Metazoa, Chordata, Amphibia, Anura, Ranidae. Gene Ontology annotation, biological process: protein ubiquitination. Gene Ontology annotation, molecular function: protein binding; ubiquitin-protein transferase activity. The coding region runs from base 117 to 1649 and encodes 510 amino acids.
UCUAAUUACAAGCAAACAUGGUGAGAUAGGAGGAGUGACGUCACCUCCGUCUCCUCGGUGAUCCUCUCCAGUCCCGCCCCCUGCCGGCCAGCCGCCGCACAGUCAGGCUGAUUACGAUGGUGGAGUUUAUUCGGACGCUGUCUGACCACAUAGAUGAUGUCAACAGUUGUGCCUUCUCACACUCGCUCUUGGCGACGUGCUCCUUGGAUAAAACAAUCCGGGUGUAUACCCUAAAUGACUAUACUGAGGUGGCCUUCUCUCCCCUCCGAGGACAUACAUAUGCUGUUCACUGCUGCUGCUUCUCUCCUAGUCAGACUAUGUUGGCUUCCUGUUCUACGGAUGGCCGGACCAUCCUCUGGAAUAUGUGUAAUGGGCAGGUUUUGGCUUCUCUGGAACAUCCAAAUUCCAGCCCUGUUAGGGUGUGCAGGUUCUCACCCAGCUCCAUGUAUUUAGCGUCUGGCGCGGCUGAUGGAUCCGUGGUUUUGUGGAAUGUACCGCUGAUGAAAUUUUACAGAUCAGGCCUGGUGAGGGAUGGUUCUCUGGUGGCCUGUGCCUUUGCCCCUGGAGGAAAUCUAUUUAUCACCGGCUCCUCAUCAGGUGAUAUAACGGCCUGGGAUGAGAACAUGCGAUGUUUGCACAAUGAGAAGGCACAUGACUUGGGUGUGACCUCCUGCGACUUCUCCUCACAGACAGUAACUGACGGAGAACGCGGCACUGAGUGUUUUCAGAUGGCCUCCUGUGGUCAGGACUAUGAGAUUCGACUCUGGCUGAUUUCGUAUAGUGAUGAGAGAGUGACCCAGAAAUACCAGAACAUCAGAAACACCCCAAAAAAGACACCACUAAGAAAAGUAGACACACCAGGUUACUCAACAAAGGGUUUGGAAAUGCGAUGCAAACUGACACUGAGUGGACACACAGCCCCUGUCCUGUCCUGUGCCUUUUCCAGUGAUGGUCAGAUCAUCGUCUCUGGGUCUGUGGACAAAUCUGUUAUAAUUUUUUCCACCAAAACUGGAAGCAUCCUGCACAUCCUGACACAUCACACACGCUAUGUGACUGCCUGUGCUUUAGCACCAAACCUGCCCUUACUGGCCACUGGAUCCAUGGACAAGACUGUGGCUAUCUGGAAACUGGGAUCAACCACUCAGUCAGAAGCUGGCAGAUUGAGAAGAACUGAAACCCAUAUUGAGAACUGGACAGAGAAAGAUGUCAGGAACUGGCUCUCCGCAGAAGGCCUGGCAGAGGUAGAACAGCAGUUCAGCUCCAACAAUAUUGAUGGCAAAGAAUUGCUUGACCUCACCAAGGACACACUGCUCAAUGACUUGAAGAUAGAGUCCCUAGGACUGCGAAAUAAGAUUAUGAGGAAGAUAGAAGAAUUACGAAGCAAGAUGAAAGCAUCUUCUUCCAACAUCCCUGAAGAAUUUAUUUGCCCCAUUACAUGGGAGAUCAUGAAGGAUCCAGUCAUUGUAUCAGAUGGUUAUUCUUAUGAGAGAAAUGCGAUUGAAAGCUGGAUUAGUACAAGGAGGACCAGUCCUAUGACCAACCUUCCACUAGAGAACCUUCUUCUGACUCCUAACCGAACACUAAAAAUGGCGCUAAACCGCUGGCUGGAGACCAGGCCUGACCAGAAAGACAAGCAAGCGACGACUUAAUUUCUAUAGCCGUCUUAGAGCAGAAAACCAAAGCGGACAUCAGGAAUGUCGCUGUUAUUGGUCUCUGUGAUUCCGGAGGAUUUGUACUUCGAUUUGCACAAGAAGCGAAUCCCAAAGGGAACAAGCUACGGCUCCUGAGGAUUAUAUGUUUUUGAAGUGUUACUGCCUUAUUUAUGACGACGAGAAUAAUGUUCCCAGCCUACUUUACAAACACGUAAUAGCAUAGAGCUAACCAUGUCCGAUGUGUAGGAAAUACCCUGCACUGUGUGUAGAUACAUAUGUUGUAUAUAGAAAUGGAUUAUGUGAAGAUUUGUGCCUAUGUUAAUAAAAAAAAAACUGUAAAAAUCGAAAUAUUCUACAUAUGCUGUAUUCUUGAUAAAAUCAUUUUUCAAGUUUUGCAUGUUCAGUACAUUUAGUUGUACAUCAUCUGUAAUGUUUUAUGCAUCCUACAAGCUCUAUUACUUUACUUGGUGAAACGCGUAGCAGCCGGCCCACUAAUCUGAUGCCGUCUGGCCUCCUGUCAGUGGCAUGAGAUACGGCUGUAGACGUCGCAAGUGUUGGGCUUUUUAGAUGAAAGUCUGUUCUUUACAAAUAAAGUGAUCCUUUUAUGAUUUACUCA